Molecule: messenger RNA, 5236 nt
Organism: Micropterus dolomieu (smallmouth bass)
Lineage: Eukaryota; Metazoa; Chordata; Actinopteri; Centrarchiformes; Centrarchidae
Gene: adcy7
Product: adenylate cyclase 7
Exons: 27
Coding region: 722-4069 (1115 amino acids)
Biological process (GO): intracellular signal transduction; adenylate cyclase-activating G protein-coupled receptor signaling pathway; adenylate cyclase-inhibiting G protein-coupled receptor signaling pathway
Cellular component (GO): plasma membrane
Molecular function (GO): adenylate cyclase activity
Source: RefSeq, a predicted model, not a curated record
AGAUGGAGGAGGAGCGUCCUCGCUUGGAGAGGCGCGCGGACUGACGUUUGGAGAGGAGCAGUGGGACCACAGCACGCGCUCCCAGCCUGCAUCAAUAGGUCAUCUGUGUAGAUUUCUCUACGGGACGUUAUUUAAACCUGUCAGGAGUGGAACUGCUGACCUCACCACAUCCCAAAACCUGGUGGAAUCACUGAUGACCUUUGUUGCUGCCCUCACCAGCUCCUAUUUUCCUCCUUCUCUUCCUCCUUAUCCCUCUCCUCCCCUUUCUUAAUCUCCCCUCCCUUCCUCCACUGUGUCUCCCAGCCUUGGGCUUAUUACUCAAACCCACUGAAGGGAGCAACACAGUAGCUGGCAACGGAUGAAGCGGGUCUGCCUGCCAACACCAGACAGAGGAUAGAAGACACAAAAGGGCUAGUGAAGGGGAGAGAAUCCGAAAGAGAGAGAGAGAGAGAGAGAGAGAGAGAGAGAGGACGACUAGUGGAGAGAGCUACAACCAAGCUGACAGAGAAGCAACAGCAACAUUCAAGAUGCCACGGCGAAGGAAAAACACAAGUUUCACUUGAGCGUCAUGAGCUAGCAAGGGGCCCCUAACAGAUCUAGAACUGUGGACUUCUUAACAAACUUCUGCCUCCCCCCAUCACACACCAAGUUGUGGAGACACAGUCCUGCUCCCUGGGGCUCCUUGUAAACACCUGAUAUGCCUCUGUAAGAAGUGUGAGCCAUGCCAGCCAAGGGGAAGUACCUGUUGAACGACCAGGAGCUAAAAAAUGAGGCACUAUACCGCAAAUUCUCCUGCAUCAGCCAGUAUGAGCCGCUGGUGCUCCUGCUGGGCCUCUCCAUGCUUUCCUGUGGAAUCAUCCUCAUCCUCUUCUUUGCCCUUGGACUGGAAGCAAAGGAGCACUGUGCCUUUGUGAGCGUGGUGAGCGGCAGCAUGUGUGUGUUUCUGGCCGUGUUUAUUCUGGUGUGUACAGAGAUGCUCUCACAGAGAUGGAGGCGUCUGCUGGGCCUGAUCGUAUGGGCCACACACCUCACAAUGGGCUACACCUUCAUCUUCAGCGGCCCCAUCAUCCUGCCUUGGGACCAGGUGCCUUUCUUCCUCUUCAUCAUCUUCACCGUAUACACCAUGCUGCCAUUCCAGUUGUGGUACGCUGUGGUGUUGAGUGUCAUCUCCUCACUCUCCCACGUGAUAGUCCUCACACUACGCCUCACCAUUGGCAGCCAAGUGCCCACUACUUACCUUGCCAACCAGCUGCUGUCCAAUGCAGUGGUGUUUCUGUGUGGCAGUGUGGUGGGAGCCUUCCAUAAGGUCCUGAUGGAGAAAACCCUGAGGCAGACCUUUCAAGACACCUUGAGGUGCCUGAGCAUGCGGAUGAAGCUGGAGAUAGAGAAGAGACAACAGGAGAACCUGCUGCAGUCUGUGCUGCCAGUCUACAUCUCCAUGAAGAUGAAGCUGGCAAUCAUGGAGCGCCUGCAAGACUGUAAAGACAAAGAGGAGCAACAGCUACUCGUCAAAGAUAACAACUUCCACAGUCUUUAUGUCAAGAGGCACGAGAAUGUCAGUAUUCUAUAUGCCGACAUUGUUGGCUUCACCCGAUUGGCCAGUGACUGUUCUCCCAAAGAGCUUGUCGUUAUGCUCAAUGAAUUGUUUGGCAAGUUUGACCAAAUUGCCAAGGAAAACGAAUGCAUGAGAAUCAAGAUCCUUGGAGAUUGCUACUACUGUGUAUCAGGACUACCUGUCUCUCUGCCUAAACAUGCCAAGAACUGCGUCAAAAUGGGCCUGGACAUGUGUGAAGCCAUCAAGCAGGUACGAGAGGCCACAGGAGUGGACAUCAACAUGAGAGUUGGCGUGCACUCGGGCAAUGUGCUCUGUGGUGUUAUUGGCCUUCGCAAGUGGCAGUUUGAUGUGUGGUCACAUGAUGUCACCCUGGCCAAUCACAUGGAGUCAGGAGGCCUACCAGGGCGUGUCCACAUCACAGAGGCGACUCUGAAGCACCUGAACAAGGCUUAUGAAGUGGAGGAAGGAAACGGCUACCUCAGGGACCCCUACCUUAAAGAGCUCAAUGUCCAAACCUACCUAGUCAUUGAUCCACGGUCUAAGGACCCAUCAUUGAACAGUCGUAGCGCACCUAAACCUCGGGUGAAUGAUGGUCUGAAGAUGCGGGCAUCCGUGCGUAUGACCCGUUACCUGGAAUCUUGGGGGGCAGUCAAACCUUUUGCCCACCUUCAAAGCCGAGAGGGCUUCACCCCAGACGCAAUGGUUAAUGGGAAGUCACGGUGCAAGGACAUCCCUUUGCGAUCAGCCCCCGGCUUCAACAUCACUGAUAGCUUUGAUGAGUCUCUAGAAGAACCGUUCUCCUUGCCAACCUCUCCAUUCAGCAGUUAUAAAAACAAAUCCCAGAAGAGUAAGUUUGAUGAGGAGCUGCACAAUGAGAUGACUACUACCAUAGAUGAACUCAGCAGCAAGCAGUGGUCUAGGUCUGAGGAGAGUGGGAGCUUAGCGCUGUGGUUUCCAAAGAAGGAUCUGGAAAAGCAGUACCGAGCCCUGGAUUUGGCGAUGUUCAAACACUAUGUUGGCUGUGCCACCUUUAUCUUCCUCUGCAUAUUUUUGGUUCAGAUGCUUGUCACAAACAAUCAACAGAUGUUGGGGUUGUCAUUCGGAGUGUUGGUUUGUGUUCUGCUGCUGACCCUGGCCAUCUGUUUCGCAGGUCACUUACAGCGCCUGUUUCCAGAGAAGCUGUCACAGUGUCAGUGGCUGCCAGCUGUGUCGGAGGCCGUGGUAAAGCGGCCGUGUGUGCGCCUCCCCCUGGCCACCAUCACUACUGCGGUCAUCAUUAUCUUGGCGGUGUUCAACCUGUGCUUCGUCCAGACACGUGUGACAGAUUGUUCCAGUGCUAUUGCCGACCCGCCUUACACAAAUGAUUCCCGUGAGAAGGGAUUAGAGAGAGAGCUCUUCUACUUGCCUUACUCCGUGUACUGCUGUAUCCUGUCGCUCAUUGCAUGCGGAGUCUUCCUCCGUGUGAGCUUUGAGCUCAAAGUGCUCUUCCUCUUGCUGGCAUCCACAGCCUACUACGUCCUCAUCCUCAGCACCAAGAGGGAACUCUUCGUGGAGUACGGAAACAUCCUCUACACUGAGAUCAACAGCACCUGGAACUGCAGCAGAGAGGAUGGAUCCAUCCUGAGAGGGUUAGGGCUGGUUAAACACCCCCAGGUGAUGAGCUGCGUUUACAUCACCCUGUUCCUGGUCACUAUGCUCAUCAUCUCACAACAGAAUGAGUACUGCUUCCGCCGGGACUUCCUGCUAAAGUAUAAGAACCGCACAGAGCAGGACGAGAUCGAGACCAGGGAGAACCUGAACCGCCUGCUGUUGGAGAACGUCCUGCCGGCCCAUGUAGCUGCACUGUUUGUCGGGGAGAAUAAAAAGAAUGAGGACCUCUACUACAAGUCCUACGACUGUGUGUGUGUGAUGUUCGCCUCAGUGCCGGAUUUCAAAGAAUUCUACACCGAGUGCGAUAUCAACAAGGAGGGCCUGGAAUGCCUGAGGCUCCUGAACGAGAUCAUCGCUGACUUUGACGAGCUGCUGUCCAAGCCAAAGUUCAGCGGCGUGGAGAAGAUCAAGACAAUUGGCAGCACCUACAUGGCCGCUGCAGGGCUUAGUGGUACGCCGGGUCAGGAGAACAAUCAGGACAGAGAGAGGCAGCAGGCCCAGAUAGGGAACAUGGUGGAGUUUGCCAUCGCUCUGAUUGGCAAGUUGGAUGGCAUCAACAGACAUUCCUUCAAUAGCUUCAGGCUCCGCGUGGGCAUUAAUCACGGCCCAGUGAUAGCUGGAGUGAUCGGGGCGAGGAAACCUCAGUAUGACAUAUGGGGCAACACGGUUAACGUAGCCAGCAGAAUGGAGAGCACUGGGGAGCUUGGAAAGAUCCAGGUAACAGAGGAAACGUCCGACGUGCUGCAGAAGCUGGGCUACUCGUGCGAGUGUCGGGGAUUAAUCAACGUGAAGGGGAAAGGAGAGCUGAAAACCUUCUUUGUGUGUACCGACAUGUGCAAGCAGCAAAGUAUGGGGUUGAGCUGAGGCCAGGCCGCCACAGCCAACAGAACGGGAGACUGUCUCGUGUACACAAGUCAAGAGUUUAUGGACUCCUUUGUGCCCCAAGUGUUGAGGCAGAACUGACUGUAAAACAGCUGUGAUUUUGCUGCACAUUAAGGACUAAGUGCUGGAUGUCGCACUGAACCAACACUUUGUACUCUGGACCUGUUGGACGGACCAGAAAGGUGGAGAGAUGGUCAGUACGUACAAUUGCCAUCUUUUUUUUCUAUUCAUGAACUCAUUUACGUCCUGUGAUCAGUCACUUUUGUACUUUUUUGUCUUUAACUUAGAUGUUGUUGGUGAUAGAAAAACCGUGUACUGUACUAACAGCAAAUACAGGUGUGUAGUUUUUGAAGACCUCUUCUGUCUUUUAAAAACAAAACAAUAGAUUCUGUUUGGAUCAUAAUUUGAAACCAGUCUGGCUUUCCUGUUUGAGAAGGGAUGGACGCUCUGCUCUGUUACUGUGUAAUGAGCGUGGCAUAUGUGAGCCGUUUUCAUAUGAGAAACGGGCUGUACAGGAGAUUUAGAAAAACCUGCUCCUUUCUUUCACGUAACGAAUAAAAGUAGUAAGUUUCACUUUUUGGCUAAGCUGAAAAUCCUUAAGUUACUGCAUCGUCAACCCCCUUUGACUGCCCAAUAAGUUUAGGUUCUGGUGUUAACAACUCUAUAUGUGAACAUAUUUUAGGUUCCAGCUGUGUAUUUUGGCCAGAGUAACAACUGUUUAAUAUUACAUAUGACAAGAUAUUUGCUGCGUUUCAGGAGGAAAUAGAAAAUCAGUGUGCUGUAUGUAUGUCAUCUGUUUAACUGUUUAUCCUGCUUGUCUGCAUAUAUGCUGCAAUGAGGGAAACUUGUGACGCUCUCCUCCUUGGUGUCUUAUUCUGUGUGAUCGAACAACCUGCCUCCUAUGAAUGUUUUUCUGGCUCCCGCUCAGAUCAUCACCUGAACAGAUCUGGAUUGCUCUCUGUGUCUCUGAAAACUUGAUUAGUCUUGUGGCCUUAUCUUUUUCAGACCAUCAUCUUGUUUAUAAUUGUGGUUACAUAAUAAUAAUAAUAAUAAUAAUAAAUAAUGUAUUUGCCUUUAUGUGAACAAAUGUGACAAUGAAUUUUGUACAGUAACAGAAUGUAAUAAAUGUUUGCAGUUUGUCAUUCAGUA